Diversispora eburnea is the source of this 3003-nucleotide messenger RNA. NCBI's taxonomy places the organism in Eukaryota, Fungi, Glomeromycota, Glomeromycetes, Diversisporales, Diversisporaceae. The record is from the annotation of a GenBank genome assembly.
AUGAAAGUUUGUAAAUAUUUGCCUCCCGCCCCUAACUGGAAUUCACCUAAAGCCUCGGCAUUAUCUAUAAAUAAUAAUAUAUUCGCUUAUGCUUCCUCGAAUAAUGUCAUACUUUUCAAUGCCGAAACUUUACAAUUUAAAGGAACUCUUGUUGGACAUACUGCUCGAGUGAAUUCAUUAACCUUUUGUGACAACCUUUGUGCUUCAGGAAGUGCUGAUAUGACUAUAAGGUGUUGGGAUAUAGUUGAUAAAAAGCAAGUUUAUAUCUCAACGAAUCAUAAGAGCGAGAUUUAUGCUUUAGCGUGGUCCAAUAAUUAUAAAUUCAUUGUAUCAGGAGAUAAAUCUGGAGAUUUAUCCGCGUGGAACCCAUCCAAAAAUAAAUCAAAUAAAUACUAUUUCAUUCAAUCCCCUAUUUACGAUAUUGCUGCAUCACCUACUAUUGAGAAUUCAUUUGCAAUAGGGUUUCAAAAUGGUGCAAUAAUAAUCAUUAACAUUGAUCAAGAUUUGAAUGGAAAGAUAGUUCGUCGUUUGAAAGGGCACGAUAUUGAAAUUCAAAGUUUAUCAUGGGAAAUACCUAAACAUCAACUAGAUCAACCGUUAACCAAAUAUACAUUCCUCGUUUCUGGUUCACGAGACAAAACUGCGUGUAUAUGGAAUGUAGAAGAAGAGAAUUUGGAAAGAAUAAUCUCUUUACCACAUCCUAUGCAUUACCUUACUGAACAACAGAAAUCUAGAUUAUUUGUUGCUACUGCAUGGAUUCCUGAAAGCAACAGAGUGCUUGUAAGCACAUACAUGUAUCAAAAAUUUGGGAAUGGUCACACUCGUAGUGUUUACACAAUUGUAGUUUAUCCUUGUGGUACUAAAGCAAUAACUUCUUCAAUGGAUCAAAAAGUAAUAAAACCUAUUUUUUCAAUAACUUGUAUUCCUAAACAAAUUAAUGAUAUUGAUAUUUCAGUUGCGGAUCCUCAUAGGUUAGCUAUUGCAUGUAGUGAUAAUAAUAUCAGAAUUUGGGAUAUUGCCAAUAUACUUAAUCCUUUUAGGUCAUUAGCUUUCGGUACAGAUUUAGGAAAUAUUGGGUGGUAUGAAAUUUAUAAUGAUAAAUCAAAAACAUUUGAUUCUUAUCAUAAAAAUAAGGUUUAUGCUAUUGAAUGGUGUAAAUCAGAAUGGUUGGGUAAAACUUUGGAUAAUGAAAAAUCAGAUGAAUUCAAUUUAAUUUUAAGUUGUGGAGGGGAUGGUAAUUUGCUUUUAAAUGAUAUUACAAAGCCGAAACGAUCAUCAUGUGUUAAUAAUAUGAUAAGAGAAGCUAAUCCUGAAUGGAUUAAUAUAGUGAAGGAUAAAAACAAUUAUUCAUCAAAGAGAAGUGAGGUUGCAAUUAAUCCUAAUGGUAGAUUUUUAGCAGUUGGUAACACUGAUGGAAGUAUUGAAGUAUAUGACUUACCUUCUUUCAAGAUAAUCUAUCAUAACAUUGGUCACCGAGCCACUAUAAAUAAGUUAAAAUGGUGUUCUCUAGGUUCGGAUGAUCAUACUAUCAUGAUUCAUGAUUUUUCUAAUUUAGAAAAUUUGUCAUCAACCAUCUCUGUUCCGACAUCGUCCUGCAAACAAGUCUUCGGAAUACAUAAAAAGGGAAUAACAGACUUGUCAUGGUGUCCCGUAGAUAAUAAAAAGUUGGUUUCAACGUCUUUAGAUGGAAUGGCUAUUGUAUGGGAUUUACAAAAAGGUAUUCCUAUAUCUAUAUUUCGUGGCCAUAACGGACGAAUUUUAUCUAGUGUGUGGAGUUUGGACGAUGAGGAUUUGAUUUUCACAGGUGGUGAUGAUUUAAAUUGUUUCGGUUGGAGAUUAUCCGAAAAUCCAUUUGAUUCAUCUUUAGUUUCAAAGGAAUCAAAGGAAUCAGAUUCGGCAACGAAGUCAAAAAUAGAUUUAAUAAAUGAUUCUUACCACGUUAAAAUUAUACAAGAACAAGAACAAGAAUCAUCUGUGAUGGUUGAUAUAUCCAAAUUACCAAAUCAACUAGAAACUGCGAAUACAAAAAUAAUCACUCCCACUGAACCUACUCAACUUAUUCAAUCCACCCAACCUACUCGCAAAGCAGCUCAAAAAAAGAGCAAAAAGUUAAAGAAUAUAUUACCAUUGACCUCAACUACUAUUCGACGUAAAAAUCUUCAACAUUACACUUUUAAACUUGCAAAAAGAUUAUACGGUGGGGAUUUGGGAAAGGCCUUGGAUUUUUGGGAGAAUGAUGAGGAAAAAAUUCAGAAGACUGGGGAGAAUGAUGAUCAUGAUCUCCCAGAUUCUCUAUUUGUAGACUUGUUCUUUGAUGAAGGGAAAAAGUCGAGAAAAACUAUUGAAAAAGAAGGAGGUUUAGAAGUAAAUCCAGGUCUUUUAUUGGAAUUAUGGUCUAAUGAUUUUUCAGGAUUGGUCAAACGUAAUGAAAAUAAUGAAGGGGUUUCCAAUCAAGAUUGGAUGAUACUUGCGCUUAGUCCUUUAGCUGGGAGAGACGUGUGGCAAUCUUUAAUGCGUUUGCAGGCUGAAAAACUUGCUGCCAAAAAUGAUCGUCAUGCGGCUGUUCUAUGUUGGUUAGCGUGCGGUGAAGUAUAUCAAGCUAUUGAAAUUUAUCGUAAAGCUGAAAUGUAUCGUGAGGCAAUUGCGCUUGCCAAAUUACGACUUGUUUCAAAUGAUCCGGUGUUAUCAGAAUUAUACGUUUCUUGGGCCAAUCAGCUUGAGAAAGAAGAAGUUUACGAACAAGCUGCCAUGUGUCAUCUUGCCUCUCACAGAGAUAAUUCAAUUUAUCAUGCACUAAAUGCUUUAUCUCGCCGUGGCGAUCCGUCUGCAUUAAAGGCUGCCGCCAGUUUGGCAUUAAUGCUAGAGGAUUCAUCUAAAGACGAAAGAGUUGCACGGUAUCUUGAGGUUCAAAAAGGAAAAGUUUUAGCAAGGAAUAAAAAUAUGACAACAAAAGAAGAAACAGAACAACAAUCUAAUUUGGAUGAUGAUGAUGAUAAUAUUUGA